Messenger RNA from Topomyia yanbarensis, 3457 nucleotides. Its product is annotated as zinc finger protein 16-like. The record is from RefSeq and is a predicted model, not a curated record. The transcript is spliced from 4 exons. Lineage: Eukaryota; Metazoa; Arthropoda; Insecta; Diptera; Culicidae. Bases 72 to 3236 code for a protein of 1054 amino acids. Gene Ontology annotation, cellular component: nucleus. Gene Ontology annotation, molecular function: zinc ion binding.
AACGCGUCUGCGAAAAUAUCAUUAAACAAAAACAAUUUCGUUACUUCAGCUGCUAGGCGAAUUUUCUUGCCAUGGACAUACGAUGCCGCUUGUGCAGGCAGCCCGCGACGAAUAGUUUGAUUGCGAUUUCAUGUACGGUAUAUCCACAAGAUAAAAAUGUGUCAGAAAUACUCGAAAUACUCGAUGCUACGCUGGGUCCCUCGUGUGGCACUAACUCUUCCAAUCAUGUCUGUGUACAUUGCUUAGGCCAGAUUCAUCGGAUAUAUUUGCUAUUCGAACGUUCCAAACAGUCUCACAUGCAACCAAAGUGUGCCGAAGGGAAAGAGCAAAACUAUUUCCGUUGUCGACUUUGUAAGCGGGAAGACACUGAAGAAUUGAUCGAGAUGACUUGCCUUAGUGACCGCUGGAAUGUCCAAAUUGAUCAGCUACUGCUACUUCUAACUGGUGUUUGCCGAAAAAAUCGCGAUGGUUUACCGCCAUACGUCUGUAAUAAUUGCUUGGUGGAUUUAGAAGAGGGAUAUGGAUGCAAGAAUCAAUGGAAUGAUGCUGCUUUGAAGGCCUGGCAAAAGAUGGAGUUUCAGUCGGAGAAUCCAACCGAUUUGAUCGUUGAUCUGUAUGCUGAAAUCAUACCUCUGUGGUUGAUUCGAGAAGAAGAUGAUAAGUUUGAAAAAAUACGAAUCGAAAAAUACUUGUGCUCUGUUUGUAACUUGGAAUUUAAGCUGGAACAGGUCAACCCCCAAUGCGUGGGUUGUAUGUUGAAUUUUUCAAACCACAGUGAAAUUGCAAGUUUACUCCUGCAGCGACAGUCAAAGAGAUCUGAUGAAGUAGUUCCAAACGAGACGAUUGGGGUUGCAGAUAGUAUAAUCGACAACAAUAUUGAAACAGAUCCUGAUGAGGGUGAUGAUUCAGAUGACUUCGUUGUGAAGCAGCACUCAAAGAAAUCUGAUGAAGUCCCAAGAGAGACCCUUGAGGUUCUAGAUAGUAUAAUCAGCAACAAUACUGAAUCAGAAUCUGAUGAUGAUGAUGAUGAUGGUUCAGAUGACUUCUUUUUGCAGCAACAGUCGAAGAAAUCAGAUAAAGAAGUUCCAAGUGAGAUCCUUGUAGACAAUAUAGUUGGCAACGAUUCUGAUGAGGAUGAUUCAGCUGGUUUUAAAAUGCCAAGACAAUGGAAACUUUCAGAUGUUACCGGAUUGUUUGAUGUUUUCGAGAUUUCUGGAAGCAUAUAUCAAAACGCACAACGAAAGGGCCCGAUUUGCUGUGGAUGCAACAGCAUUUUCCUCACAGAAGCAGAUAUUGAAGAACAUCGUAGGAAGGAGCACUCGCAGCCCAGUGGCAGUGGAGAAUUUACAUGUAAACUCUGCCUUAAAAGCUUCCCGACUGAUUCAUCUUUCAGCGCUCACAGGAACAAAUUAAAAAAAGAUAUUUACGAAUCUUGUGAACAAUGUCAAUUGAUUUUUUUGACUGAGAUAGAGUUCAUGAGGCACGAAAUCAAGUUUCACAUAGACAAAUCAGCACUAAUGAUAGCUUCAGGAAAAUACAAACGAGUGGCCACUAUUGUCUACGAAUGUUGCGUGCCUGCUUGCCGCAAUGGUUACGCAAACCAACAACAGCUAAUUGAUCAUUAUAAUCUAGUUCAUAAACAAACCGCAACGGUUAACGAAAAAGAUACGACGUGUCAAUACUGUGGAUUGAGUUUUCCCAAUGAACGUGAUUUUCUGGAACACACUGAUCGAAAAGUUGACCGUAAGCAAUACCAAUGUAUUAUUUAUAACUGUAAAUUUACUGCGGAUAGAUUGUCUUGUAUAGUACGGCAUUGUACCGAGAGAGGGCACAAAAAAUCGAUUACAUGUUUUCGUUGGCAGAAAUAUGUGCCUGAUUUUAAACAUUUCAAUGUAAUCGGUAAUAUAGACGAAAGUACCGAUAUACUUCAACGAAAAAGUGAGGUGUGUUGCGGAUGUUCCACUUUUUUCGAAUUGGAAGAAGAUCUUAACAGACACUACAAGGAAAAACAUCUGCCAAUUGAGGAUGGAUGUAAAUAUCGUUGUUCAGCGUGUAGAAAAGGAUUUAGGACGAAGCUCGGUUUAUCUCUUCACGCGUUUGUAGCUUCUAUUCGAACGCACUAUUAUUGCCGACCUUGCCGAACCUUUUUGUGGAGAAAAACGGACCUAAUUAAUCACAAGUCUCAUACCCACACCGACGAGCAGCGAGUGGAAGUUGAAGAGCACUACGACACUACGUUCGAGGAUUGCUUCACAUGCUGCGGUUGUGAAAAACAAUUUCAACAGCAAGAGGAGCUGGCGCAACACCGCAUAUCGGAACAUUCACGACGUGGGAAACGAAAAACACCCCAAAGCGUACGCUGCGAUCUGUGCAACAAGUUUUUAACGAACGCAGAAAUCUUGGUGCAACAUAAAACAAUGUACGAAAGUCGUAAAAUAUACCUCUGCAAGACACAAUCGUGUGCGUUCCGCACUAGAAAACUGCCAGCAAUUGUGCGCCAUGUGUCCAGCAUGAAUCACUACACUGCCGACGGAAAAAAGAUAUUCGUUAUUAGUGACAAUCAAGUGGAGUAUUUUUGUUGCAUGAAGCACUGCGAUUUUGUUAGUAAUUCUUACGAUAGCGUAAUCGAGCAUGGCAGCAAAAGUCACGCUGAAAGGCGGGAAUACAACGCUAAUUUCUAUAGGAAAGAAAAUGUCAGUUGUCCAGUGUGCAUGAAAGGAUUCCGCAGAUCGACAUCAUUGGUCAAUCAUCAGUCUUACAAACGGAGACAAAACCCUAAUAAGAAGGUAGACAUUGCACCCCGAAGCAAGACCGUUUGUACUAUUUGUGGGAAAUAUUUGUCUGCUACUGGCAUGUUAAAUCACAUGCUGAUGCACGAGAACAAACGAGCCUGGAAAUGCUCAUUGUGUCCAUUGAGAUUCAAUACUGAGACCAUGCUUCGAAACCACUAUAGAGUUCACAGCGGAGAUAAACUGUUCAAAUGUCGUCAUGGCUGUGAUAAUCGGUACAAAGGUCCUGGCGAUCGUACCCGACAUGAAAAGCUUGUUCAUUUGGGAAUCAAACCAUUCAGUUGUUUGACAUGUUCCGACUCAUUCGUUCGCAAACGGGACCUUCAACUGCACGAAAGGAAGCACACCGGGCGGAAGCUUUAUCCUUGCGAUUUUUGCGGUGAUGGUUUUGAUAAGUUAAGUGAGUUCAAACUUCACAAAGACAAGUGUUCACAGCAUGUCAGUUAAGUUUCCACCAACCAUAUUUGACUCGUAUCGGGUUUUACAAGGGGAAAUUUGUCAAUAACUUUGGUUUAGUUCAUGUGUAAAUGCUGUUGGAAUAAGAGACAUCAAAAACCCAAAGGCCCUAUUCUCACAGUCACGUCACUUAGUGACUAGAAGGAAAUUUUGCUCUAGUCACUAAGUGACGUGACUGUGAGAAUAGGGCCCGUGGUAUCAAAUUUGUACUU